CGCCCGCCGCCUCGCUCCGCUUUCCGCGCUUCCCUCCAUCCGGGGCCGGGUCUGCCCCGCCGUCGCGGAGCCUCGGGUCCGGCCGCUGCCUGCGGGCCAGCACGUGCGCGGCUCCCGCGCCCCGCGUCCCGCAUCCGGCCCCGCAGAGCGUAGCGCCCUCCCGGCGGCCGCGCGAUGCUGUGCUUCCUGAGGGGAAUGGCCUUUGUGCCCUUCCUCCUGGUGACCUGGUCGUCCGCCGCCUUCAUCAUUUCCUACGUGGUCGCGGUGCUCUCGGGGCACGUCAACCCCUUCCUCCCCUACAUCAGUGAUACAGGAACAACACCUCCAGAGAGUGGGAUUUUUGGAUUUAUGAUAAACUUCUCUGCAUUUCUUGGUGCAGCCACAAUGUACACAAGAUAUAAAAUAGUAGAGAAGCAAAAUCAGACCAGCUAUUUCAGCACGCCUGUAUUUAACUUGGUGUCCCUAGUUCUUGGAUUGGUGGGAUGUAUCGGAAUGGGCAUUGUAGCCAAUUUCCAGGAGUUAGCUGUUCCCGUGGUCCACGAUGGCGGCGCCCUUUUGGCUUUUGUCUGCGGUGUGGUCUACACGCUCCUGCAGUCCAUCAUCUCUUACAAAUCAUGUCCCCAGUGGAACAGCCUGUCCACAUGCCACGUGCGGUUGGCCAUCUCUGCUGUUUCCUGUGCAGCCGUGGUCCCCAUGAUUGCCUGUGCUUCACUAAUUUCUAUAACCAAGCUGGAGUGGAAUCCCAAAGAAAAGGAUUAUAUAUAUCACGUAGUGAGUGCAAUCUGCGAAUGGACAGUGGCCUUUGGUUUCAUUUUCUACUUCCUAACAUUCAUCCACGAUUUCCAGAGUGUCACCCUAAGAAUAUCCACAGAAAUCAAUGAUGAUGUUUGAAGAAAGAAGAAUGGUAUCUCACUCAGUGAGAGUCGCAGACAAUUUCUGGAAGCGGUAGGGAGGACAGACAGGGUUUCAGUGUUGCUCUGAGUGGAAUGUAUCUGCGGCACGUCCACGACUUGAAUUUCUUUAAGAAUUCCCAAUACUUGUACUAUUUCCAAAGGUAUGUUUUCCUAGAGAAUGUAGAGCAUAUAUGGCAUUGUAGCAAUGUUUUUAUAAUUUUCCAAGUAGACACUUUUUUUACAUGAACAAAUUCAUAUGGAAAAGAAAAGGUGUUACAGAAAAUGGAGAGCUCUUAUUUUUGCACAGAUUCUGUUUUGUGUUUUCUUUGUGUGUAAGUGAUUUGUAGGAAUACACUAAAUGAGGAAUUCACUAACAAGUAAAAUCAGGGCAUAUUCAUUUUUAAAUUUUAUUUUUAGAGAAUGAACGGUCUAAUUUUAUAUCAUGAUAGCAUUUAUAAAGUUUGAUUUAUAACAAUCAUAAAGAUUUAGUUAACAAAUGAACACUAACAAGGAUACUCUGAUUUUUAAGUGAACUAAGCAAAAUGCUUCUAUUGAAAGGCCUUACUUACUCUCUCUCUAUGCACAUUAACUCUAAGUGAACACAGAGGACCUCAGUUUUUAAAUUCCGUCCCCCGUGGGCCUCCCUGCUCACAGAGCCACAGCUUUUACCCUUGUUGCCAACUGGCAUUCCAUAGUGGGCCCGAUUUCAGGUGAGAUGAAUUCAGCAAAACAGAUUAGAAAAGCCUUAGAACAACGAUAAAAUGGAGGUGAGCACCUGACAAGGAAAACGACACUGGAUUCCGGAUUGUUGUCCUGGCUGGAUAAGCAAGGAGGGAAAGUAUCUCAGGGACCAUUUGUCGAAGGCAGGAUUAUGGGAAGAGACCUUUGGUCAAUACUAAACCUCCACAAAAGCCAAUCUGAAAAACAUUAAAAAGACCAUUGGUAAAACCACCCUUUAUUGUCACCGGCAUAAAGUGAUCUACAUACAGUCUGACUCAGAAGCUGAAACUCACGUCUGAAAUUCAUUUCCUGCCACUAAACCUGUGGAAGAGAAUGUACGUCUGAGACAGAGGAGAAAGAGAGGGUGCAGGGUGCAGGUUAUUUACUCCUUCUUUUAAUGCCUGUGGCUGAAUGUUUGCACACUGUAUGAAAUGGGAGUCGGUCCUUUAUUAAGCAUGACCGACAGACUCCACCUUCUCACCCAAAGCACAAAUGACAAAGGAAAAGCAAAUGGUUCCAGAGCGAGAAGUGGGCCUUGACAGCAGCCUCUUCGACCUCAGUUGCAGCAACUUCUUCCUAGAAACAUUGCCAAAGACGAGGGAAGCAAGAGCAAAAAUGAACUAUUGGGACUUCAUCAACAUAAAAUGCUUUUGCACAGCAAGGGAAC
This is a messenger RNA of Zalophus californianus (California sea lion), 2280 nucleotides long. It is a transcript of the gene DRAM1, whose product is annotated as DNA damage regulated autophagy modulator 1. The record is from RefSeq and is a predicted model, not a curated record. Gene Ontology annotation, biological process: regulation of autophagy. NCBI's taxonomy places the organism in Eukaryota, Metazoa, Chordata, Mammalia, Carnivora, Otariidae. The coding region runs from base 175 to 891 and encodes 238 amino acids. The transcript has 7 exons. Gene Ontology annotation, cellular component: lysosome.